This is a messenger RNA of Trypanosoma cruzi, 726 nucleotides long. RefSeq names its product adenylate kinase, putative. Gene Ontology annotation, molecular function: AMP kinase activity; ATP binding. Gene Ontology annotation, cellular component: mitochondrion; cytoplasm. The record is from RefSeq and is a predicted model, not a curated record. NCBI's taxonomy places the organism in Eukaryota, Euglenozoa, Kinetoplastea, Trypanosomatida, Trypanosomatidae. Gene Ontology annotation, biological process: nucleobase-containing compound metabolic process. The transcript has a single exon. The coding region runs from base 1 to 726 and encodes 241 amino acids.
AUGAUUAUUCUUUCUUUUUCUUUUACCGACUACUUUGCAAGAGAAAUGCAUCUGUUUGUUCUGGGUCCUCCUGGCAGUGGUAAAACGUCAAUCAGCACCGUAUUGAAGGAACGCUACGGCGUGUGCCACGUCACUCCCAGUGACGCGGUGUCGCACGCGGUGGAAUACAUUGGAUCGGCGUUUGGUGAUCAACUGCGCCUCCUUGAAGAGGGGAAGCCCAUUCCAGACUGGCUGCUUACGCGUGUUGUUGCGGAGGCAACACGUGGACCGGACUGUAGCAAUGGUUUUCUUCUUGAUGAUUUUCCUAAGACAGCGGAGCAGGCUCGUCUUUUAAAUGAAGAGGGAGUAAAACCUGACGCCAUCGUACUGCUUAAUUUUGCUGACAACCUUUUGAUUGAGCGUUUCUGCGGGCGCUGGGUGCACCCUGUCUCUGGUCGUAUGUAUCACACACUGUACGAUCCUCCGAAAGUAAAAGGGCGAGACGAUGUUACUGGACAGCCGCUGGUGCAACGCCCAGAGGAUAGCGAAGAUGCCGUGCGGGAAAGACUUGCAAAUUUUCGCCAGAACUUGAAUGCCCUUCGCCUUGUAUAUAGUGAUGAGCGAUUGUGGCAUACAGUAGACGGCUAUGCAGCGGUAGACACUGUGCAACGUUCCAUAUGUCGCGUUCUAGAUCCUAUCCUUGCAUCGAGGAAGCGUCGUUGGUGGCCAUGGUUUUUUUCACAUUAG